UUGGCGACAGCGGAAGUUUCUAGGCAUACUUGAAGCUGGGAAAUAACUUAUUGAAUCGCAAAAACUAACGGUUUUUAUUAGACUUUUAUUUAUUUUUUAUCACGGACAACCACGCUAUCGUCAUCGGCUUGAUUGAGUAACGUUCGCUUUCUAGCGUCAUAAUUCUUACCGUAGUAAAUUUGAAAUGCCAAAAAAUGUUACAGCUAGCUUGCUAGCUACGUAACGCGUUGGCUAGCAAGGUCUAAAGAUGUCGUCCUGGGAUAUCAGAAAGGUGUACUUGUACAAGUUACCACCAGUUGUCCUGUGCGAGUUCUCCGGUGUUAUGGACAGUAUCUCCGACGUGGACUGGGACAGAUUCGCGUCCCAUGUGUUGACGGACCAGACUGACAGGCGUCUGGCUGAGAGGAGAGAGCGACGGACAGACUGGGUGAUGAACCACUGGGCUCAGAGGAAUGGAACAGUGGGAGAACUACUGAACGUGUUGGAGAAGCUGCAGCUGUUCAGAGCCAGAGACAUCAUCCUGGACUGGAAGCCCAGUGGACAGCGGCCCUCUUCCACUCCACUUGCUGCCCCGUCGCAGGUUAAACUGGAGCCUCCCGUUCCCCCCUCUCACUUCUUCAACCCCCCUCCUAAAGCCCAUCCUGCCAGCACUCUGACCACGAAGAGACUCUCUCCACCUGGACUGAGGGCUCUGCCCAAACCUGGCCCUCCACCCACAUGGCUGAAAUCACAGGACCACAGAGGGGCGUCUAUAGACCAACAGUGGUCUGACUCCAGAGGCCCCCUGCUGUCCAGUGCUAUGUGUUGGCCGUUUGAGGAAGUCCAGAGGGGAACAGAGGACUUCUCCCAGACCAGGCAGAUAGGAGAGGGGGGUUUUGGACAUGUGUACCGGGCUACCAUGAGGAGUACUGACUACGCUGUCAAGAGGCUGAAAGAGAACUCUCUGCUAGACUGGAGCGUGGUGAAGGAGAGCUUCAAGACCGAAGUGGAGAAACUAUCACAAUACAGACAUCCCAAUAUAGUGGACCUUGUGGGCUACAGUAUCGGACGAGGAACCCACUGUCUGCUCUAUGUCUUCAUGCCCAACGGCUCUCUGGAAGACCAGCUGCACAACCAGGCUAGUGCUGCCCUCUUCUGGCCACAGUGUGUCAGUGUGUUGCUGGGCACAGCCAGAGCCAUCCAGUUCCUCCACUCUUCCUCUCCCCAGCUCAUACACGGAGACGUCAAGAGCUCCAACAUCCUAUUGGACGAGCACCUGGAGCCUAAGCUGGGUGACUUUGGCCUGGCCCGGUUCUGCUCCAGCAGCAGCAGGUCAGCUGGUAGAACCACUACGGUAGCCUAUACCAGGACAGUGAGGGGAACGCAGGCGUACUUACCUGACGAAUACCUCAAAACAGGAGAGUUGGGAGUAGCCAUUGACACCUUCAGCUUUGGAGUGGUGCUGUUGGAGGUGCUGACUGGCCGUAGAGCUUUAGAAGUUGACGACAGCCAAUCCAAAGCUGUCUACUUGAAAGACCUGGUGACGGAGGUUGAAGACGACAGAGGUCAUCAGGCCAGAGGGAGGUCAAAGAGGGGUUCAGAGAGAGUAACCGAGGAACAGCCUAGUAUUCACCCAGCUGCUACACACAUCUGGCAGAAGCACCUGGACCCCAGACUGCUGGCGACAGGGACGGGAGGCUCCCCUCCUCUGGCCCCACACGGCUCCCUGGACCUGGCUGCUCUGGCCUGUCGCUGUCUGGAGGCCAAGCGGAAGAGAAGGCCCCCCAUGACUGAGGUGUUCCAGGUGCUUCUAGACAUCCACACCCGUCUGAAGGCCUCAGACAGAGCCUCAUCCACUCUCAACGUAUCCUCCUCCUCUCCUUCUCACCAGCCCUUCCCCAAACCUCCUCAAUCAGCCAUAGACUCGUGUAUAGACUGCCUAACAGACGUUCUGUCAAAGAUGGGUCCACUGGAAGACACGUACCACUGCCCCCCUCACCCCUCCUCCACCCUGCCUCACCCCUCCUCCACCCUGCCUCACCCCUCCUCCUUCCUUGGUCCAUGUGAAUCGGAUGAGAGCCAAGGUUACUCUCAGUACUGUGCUCCUCCCUCCCAGCUCCCCCAUAGUGACACCAGAUCAGACCCCCAGACCUCCUUGCCGUGUGGUGGGGCCUCUGGGACAGUGCAGGGGGACAGUUGUGGUUGGUUUUCACCAGCCGGACGGUUACGCUCCAGUUCACCGUGCUCAGCGUCAGGCUUGCCCUGCCAUGGAGUAGUUGUUAAUGCAUGCAAAGAGCGUUUCCUCCACAAGAUGGCGCUCUAUGACGACGGCAGAAUACAGACCGGCGAGCUUUUUUCCUCGGCUCUUUAUGCUGAGAUGAACCCACAAUGCCGAGGACCAGAAGAGAGUGAUGAGCUUGAGUACCUAUCAGGGGAGGCCAGUGAGAAUCAGGACUGCACACGCAGACACACCAACUUUCCCAACUAACAACCUAGCCUACGGUUACACACUGCAAUACAUAGACAAACAAAGCCAUGUGGGUGCCAUCUGUGUGUCAUACAUUGGCCAACAUUCAAUAUUGGCUGUUAUGCAAGUCAGUUCGGGAAGAGCAAAUCAAAAUGUUGAGUUACAAAAAAAAAACUGGGUUGGAGUAUGUUCCAUUUUAAUUUCGAAAACUGAAGCAUGCGGUUUGGUAUCGGUGAAAUGUAAUCAACCCCAAAUCCAGUCAUUUCUUGCAAGUUUUCACACAUCACUAGUUCUGUUUUAUAAUUUGUACAAUGUAUAUUUUAGAUAAUUCAGACAACUGUAUUAUUUGUAUUUAUACAAUGUAUGUCAAGGUUUUCAUUAAAUAAACUUGAACAGGACUUUUA
This is a messenger RNA of Coregonus clupeaformis (lake whitefish), 2850 nucleotides long. RefSeq names its product interleukin-1 receptor-associated kinase 1 (gene irak1). Gene Ontology annotation, biological process: signal transduction; protein phosphorylation. The coding region runs from base 248 to 2467 and encodes 739 amino acids. Gene Ontology annotation, cellular component: plasma membrane. Gene Ontology annotation, molecular function: protein binding; protein kinase activity; ATP binding. Lineage: Eukaryota; Metazoa; Chordata; Actinopteri; Salmoniformes; Salmonidae. The record is from RefSeq and is a predicted model, not a curated record. The transcript is spliced from 14 exons.